Durio zibethinus is the source of this 670-nucleotide messenger RNA. RefSeq names its product protein SEED AND ROOT HAIR PROTECTIVE PROTEIN-like. Gene Ontology annotation, biological process: response to ethylene. The record is from RefSeq and is a predicted model, not a curated record. Lineage: Eukaryota; Viridiplantae; Streptophyta; Magnoliopsida; Malvales; Malvaceae. Gene Ontology annotation, cellular component: cell periphery.
AUUGGUUGGAUAAUGUUAAGGAUUUAUCACUUAUAUAUGUGGGCAUUUGCAAUGGCUCUCUCACGCCUUGAGCUUUUCCAUAUUGAUCAUUCUUAAAGGCUUAAAUUAGUGUUUUUAUCAUCACAUUUUAAUGGCUCUCAACUCUUUCUCCUUUACCGUCUCUCUGAUUCUAUUCUCAUUUAUGAUUGUUAUUGCUUCUGCUAGUGAUUAUGCUUAUGGUUCAAAACCAAAAGUACUUUACAAGCCAAUGUUUGAUAUGAAAGAAAAGCAACUCCCCAUUGGUGUUGAAGGGCUUAUUUUGUGUAAAUCAGGCCCCAAAACAAUCCCAAUUGAAGGAGCUGUUGCUAGAAUAACAUGUCUAGCUGUUGAUGAGCAUGGUUAUGAGACAGCACCUUUCUCCAUCUUGAGCAAAGCCACAGAUUCAAAGGCUUAUUACUUUGCAACUUUGUUCCCUAAUGAACUCGGUAACAAUCUAAAGCUUACCGAAUGCAAGGCAUUCCUUGAAAAAUCUCCAUUGGAGACUUGUAAAGUUGCGACUGAUGUCAACGAAGGAAUAAGUGGUGCUCCCCUCUCUUAUCGUGGCCUGCUCGACAACAAGAAGAUGAAGUUGUAUUCAGUGCCACCUUUCAUCUACACCUUGCAACCCAAACCUUCCUCUAACGAUUAUUAA